UUAUAAGAACAAAGACUCAAAGUGAAAGUAACUUUUGGGGAAAAGUUGAAGUGGCUGAGCUGUCUGUCUGCUGUGUUUCCAACUUCACUCGGAGACCAAAUGGCUUCCAGAUCAGAGGAGGAUCUCUGCUGUCCGGUCUGUCAAGACGUCUUCAGAGAUCCUGUUGUUCUGGUGUGUAGCCACAGCUUCUGUAAGGACUGUCUGGAGAGCUGCUGGAGAGAGAAACCAGUGAAAAAGUGUCCAGUUUGUAGGAAAAGAUCCUCGUCUAACCCACAUGUUAGCCUGGUGUUGAAGAACCUGUGUGAGGCCUUCAUACAGGAGAGAGAUCAGAGAUCUUCAGAGGCUCUCUGCAGUCUGCACUCUGAGAAACUCAAACUCUUCUGUCUGGACCAUCAGCAGCCGGUGUGUGUCGUCUGCAGAGAUUCAGAAACACACAUCAACCACAGAUUCAGACCCAUCGAUGAAGCUGCACGACAACAUAAGAAGGACCUUCAGGAAACUCUGGAGCCCUUAAAGGAGAAGUUAAAGGGUUUUGAACAAGUUAAAGUGAACUGUGAUCAAACAGCAGAACACAUAAAGGUCCAGGCCCGACACACAGAGACACAGAUUAGGAACCAAUUUAAGAAGUUUCACCAGUUUCUAGAAGAGGAAGAGGUGGACAGGUUGGCUGAUCUGUGGGAGGAAGAGGAGCAGAAGCUGAGCUUCAACAUCUGGAACAAGAUGAAGGACGAGGUCUCCUACACUCCUGUGAUUCUGGACCCAAACACUGCUGAUCCAGGACUCGUCCUGUCUGAAGAUCUGACCAGUGUGAGACGAAGAGAGAGACAGCAGCUUCCUAAUAAUCCAGAGAGGUUUGAUUAUUACUACCUCUCUGUCCUGGGCUCUGAGGGCUUUAACUCAGGGACUCACAGCUGGGAUGUCGAGGUUGGAGACAAUGCACUCUGGGAACUGGGUGUGUUAGCAGAGUCUGUCCAGAGGAGGGAAGACAUUCAGUCUGGAAUAUGGAGCAUAGUGUUCGAUGAAGGUAAAUACUCAGCACAUUCCCCACCAGAUCCAGACACUGUUCUCGUAGUGCAGAAGAAGCCCCGGUGGGUCCGAGUGACUCUGGACUGGAACAGAGGAAAGCUGUCGUUCUAUGAUCUUGAUACUAACACACUCAUACACACCUUCACACACACUUUCACUGAGAGGCUGUUUCCAUUGAUUGACACUAGGGGGGAAGUGAAGGUUUUACCACUGAAGGUCUGUGUGACUGUAGAACAGAAAUAG
This is a messenger RNA of Perca flavescens (yellow perch), 1269 nucleotides long. Its product is annotated as E3 ubiquitin-protein ligase TRIM39-like. Gene Ontology annotation, molecular function: zinc ion binding; protein binding. The transcript is spliced from 2 exons. The coding region runs from base 100 to 1269 and encodes 389 amino acids. Lineage: Eukaryota; Metazoa; Chordata; Actinopteri; Perciformes; Percidae. The record is from RefSeq and is a predicted model, not a curated record.